Messenger RNA from Alligator mississippiensis (American alligator), 3789 nucleotides. RefSeq names its product ral guanine nucleotide dissociation stimulator-like. Gene Ontology annotation, biological process: signal transduction. The record is from RefSeq and is a predicted model, not a curated record. The coding region runs from base 2126 to 3721 and encodes 531 amino acids. NCBI's taxonomy places the organism in Eukaryota, Metazoa, Chordata, Crocodylia, Alligatoridae. The transcript is spliced from 10 exons.
AUGAAGGACACAUGCCCACGGCGGUGACGGGAGCACGACGGUGGCGGCGGGAGAGUGGCGGUGCUAAGCGGGAGCUCCCGCAGGUGGCACUGGUGUUGUCAGCAGUCGGAGGGUGGGGGGUGGUGGCGAGCACUGACCAGGGGGCAGCAACCACCCAGAGACCUUGCCAGCAAUGUCGGCGGUGCGUUUUUGUAGGGGGUGCAGUGCCACGCUCAGGGGGGGCAUGUGUACAUGCGUGCAUCCCUACACAUUGCCCCUGUGGUAAGUAGAGUCACACAAGGAACAAUGGUCACAAACUGACAGAGAGCAGAUUUAGGCUAGGUAUCAGGGAAAACUCCUUCAGAGUAAGGGUGCCCAAAAUUUGGAGUGGGCUCCCAAGGGAGGCGGUGCUGUCUCCCACCUCGGGGGUCUUUAAGAGAGGGCUGGAUAGGCACCUGGCUGGGGGCAUCUGGCCCAGCGCUCCUUCCUGCCCAAGCAGGGGGUUGGACUCGAUGAUCUGUUGAGGUCCCUUCCCACCCUAGCAUCUGUGAAUCUGUGAAUCCGUGCUUAAAGUAUACCAUUUUGUCAACCUUCAGACCUAGGAGACUUCACAUUUUGUCAUGAGAGCACGCUACCAACUUCCAAGGUGGUUAGCACGUGGGCACUGCUUUAUAGUUAUUUUUUUUAAUGUUUGCAUGAACUGAUCUCCCCAAGCUCACAAAAUGACUUUUUAGUCUUCUACUUCACCUCCCUUUCCCAAACAAGGCCACGGAGCCACUAUAACAAAUGUAUCUUGUGUUUCACUCUUAGUGACAAAAGGGAUUUAUCUAAUCUUCUUAUGCCGCUGCUUCUGUCCCUGGAGUAGCACACCAAGAGAGCAUCGAAUCACCAACUAUGGGACUGCAAGAGACGUCGGGGCCGUCUAGUCACCCCCUGCUCAAGGCAGGAGCACGCCCUACAAACCCGUCCAGCCAAGCAUCAACCCUUCUCGUACGCAUUGGCAAGCAUGGAGAUUGCACAACUCUCCGGGUAGCCCAUUUCCGUGUUCCAAAAAACCUAAAAAAAAUCACCCUCAUAUAGAGCGAAAGGUCUUAUAUCGAACCAAAAUAUCCCCUGCUGCAAUACUUGAUUUACUCUGAGUCUGUUGCUGUGGCUGAAGAAAACAGGACACGUCUCCAUCCUCUCCAUGGCCACCUCUCAGGGAUUUGAAGACAUCGAGCUCUCGAGGACUAAUCUCACAACACAGUCGUUCAACCAAGAUACGUCCAUCUUCCAGUCCGUUCAUCUCAAGCGAAAGAGAUAGCGCCAUUAUCGUUAAGGAAGCAGGCAGGAAAGGUAACAUGAGGAUGGCAGAGAAGGAGCAUUACCUCAAGGCGCAGUAAGCACAUGAUAUCCAUGAAAGAGCCUCUUCAGCCGCAGCUCUGGUGAAAGGGCUGUUUGACCAAAGGCAGAAGAGGGAGAUCCAGGGCACGGAUCUGGUUAAACAUUUCGCCCUCCAGAAAGGGAAAGGGCUUGAAGGGAAACUGAGGGAAGUUGCCCAUGAAAGCGGUGCAAUGCUGAGAGACUGGGAGGAUCCACACCGUCAAAGGGCCGACAGUAGGCAGCAAGUAAUACAGUGUAUUUCCCCCAGCUCAGAGCUGGGAGCCAGCGGGAGCCCCCCGGCCUACAGAAAUAGAGGUUACGUCACCGCAGGGAACACGUGUGAGAUAGACCUGGGCCGUAUGUUCUUGUGCACACACAAUAAAUGGUGUUCGUUAGGAGCUGUUGUUGGAGUCCCUUUCCUCAUCCGCUGUCACAGUGCCCUGGAGGGAAACCCUUGCAGGGUCCAGUCCUGGUUGGAGUCCCUCCUUGUGAGUACCAUCAGGUCGUGUGCAAGCCAAGCCCUGUCUCACACCCGGUGGCUGAUGCAGCAGUGCGGCCGGACACGGCCGAGACGUGCAGGUGGGCAGACCCGGAGAACGUGACACGCAUCACAAUGGCCCCUUCUAGAACCGGCUCGUCGCCGUGCGGCUCUUGGAGACGAACACAGCAGGUCAACUGCUCCCGACCCGACACUGGUUGUUGUCAGGUCACACCCGUGUCCUUGCGAUCACCCUGACCGCAAGGCUACAGAAAACUGGAGAGCUUGUUAUCCCAGGAUACAACCAUGGGAUCCUUUGGAGACACAGGAAGGGCAGAGCAGGAGGAGGGCUAUGGGUGCAGCUGCAUCCCUCUGCCUUCUUUCCUCCAGCGCCUCCGCACCCGAGAGCCGAGGCCCCGAGCAGGCAGCCAGGAAGGGCAGGAGCAGCUAUUUGACAGCGGAGACUGGAGGACCUUGCAGGCUCAAUGGAGGCAGCAGCUGCAGCUGCAGGUCAUGCAGAAAAAUGUAGAUGCUCUUCUGGAGGAUUUUGGGAACAUACAUACAUUUUUCGCAACAUACAGGACCUUUGCCUCUCCUGGUGAGGUCCUAGAAAUGCUCCUCAGCAGGCAUGGAAAGCUGGAGACCUUGAGCUGCAGAGGAGAUGAAAGUCCAGAUUUCUCAGCGGACUCCAGGGCAGUCCUCAGGAAUCCAAUCAUCUUCUUCUUGAAAACUUGGCUGCACUUCAGCCCUGAAGAUUUCAAAGAGCCGCCGAAGUACCACACACUGCGGAAAGUAAUAGCACACCUGAGCAAGAACGUCCCUGGCUGUGACAUGGAAAUGGAGGCCAAACACCUCCUCCACCAGUUUCAAAACGAAGCAGAAAAUGAGAGCCAGCCUGGGGACCAUCCUGCGGACCAGCCAGGAGCCCAGCCCAAGGGCCAGCCCGGGGAACUGCCUGAGGUCCAGCCCGGGAAGCAGCCCAAAGGCCAGCCCGGGGAGCAGCCGGAGGACCAACCUGGGGACCAUCCCAAGGGCCAGCCAGGGGCCCUGCCCGAGGACCAGCCCAGGGACCUGCCCGAGGUCCAGCCUGGGGAGCAGCCUGAGGGCCAGGCGGAGGACCAACCUGGGGACCAGCCCGAGGGCCAGCCCAGGGACCAGCCCGAGGCCCAUCUGGCGGACCGACCUUGGGACCUGCCUGAAGUCCAACCCAAGGGCCAGCCUGGAGAGCAGCCCGAGGGCCAGCCUGGGGACCUGCCCGAGGUCCAGCCCGGGGAGCAGCAGGAGGAACAACCUGGGGACCAGCCCAAGGGCCAGCUAGGGGACCUGCACGAGGUCCAGCCCGGGGUGCAGCCCGAGGGCCAGCCGGAGGACCAACCUGGAGACCAGCCUGAGGGCCAACCCAGGGACCAGCCUGAGGACCAUUUGGGGGACCGACCUUGGGAUCUGCCCGAGAGCCAACCUGGGGACCUGCCCAGAGUCCAGCCCAAGGGCCAGCCCAGGGACCUGCCCGGGGACCAGCCCAGGAACCUGCCUCAGGAAAAGAACGAAGACGCCUACAUCAUUCACUGCUCAGUGCCGAACAGUCAAGGUGUUGUGUACAAAGGCAUUCUGUUAACGAGCCAAGACACAACUAGAGAUGUGAUCUCAAAAAUUAUGAGAAAAUAUGAUCUGGACAUGGAGGAAGCUGGAAACUACCAACUUGUGCAGGUCAUUUCAGAACACAAAGAGCUAGUCUUCCCACAGGAAGCAAAUGUGCUUUCUUAUAUGAACAGCCAGGGGAACGCAGACAUCAGCCAAAGAAGAAAGCCAGCUUUCCCUGUCUCCCCAUUGUCUGCUGCAGACAAGAAAAAGAGGAGGCGCCUACCUCGCCUCUUUAGAGGCAGCAGGGUCAGACCCGAAUGAGAGCAUCCUGACAAGGAGCUGACACGAAUACCAUUCUCAGGCUGGGGGAGACUGGGAACCUGUGGGGG